Messenger RNA from Racocetra persica, 456 nucleotides. The record is from the annotation of a GenBank genome assembly. Lineage: Eukaryota; Fungi; Glomeromycota; Glomeromycetes; Diversisporales; Gigasporaceae.
AUGUAUACUUUGAAAUGGAAGAGUACUUUACUUGCAUAUUCCCAAGUGACUGGCAUAAUAGAGCAAGAACACCACCAGACUCCUGUCACGAAUCAACAACAGGAGGAGGAAACCCAAACUCACUCAGGAGGAGCACUAUCCAAACAAGUAUCUAUAAUACUAUGGAUACAUGAAAAAUAUAUUACAUACAAAUAUCAAGAAACAGCACAAAAAAUAUUUGCUAAAUUCAUAUUUGACUUUAAAUAUGUAAAUGAAGAAGAAUUCUUAGACCUAAAACAAGAAUAUUAUAGACUACGAGAAGAAGCAAAUAAUGGAACAACAUGCAUCCAAGAAGGAGCAUUUCAAAUCUAUAAAAGAUUACCAAACAGAAAACAUCCUGCAGAAGAUUACAGAGCUGCAAUACAAUUAUUAGGAAGACCAAUAUCUUACAAAGACUUCUUUAAUAAACUAGAACAA